GCGUCACCAGAUUCAGACCCAGCAGCAGCAUCUGAGACGCCGAUGGAGAAGCAGCAGCAGCAGCCGCCCUGAACCCCGGAGAGAAGAAGAGGAAGGCGAGCGGGAUCCUCGCCCAGGGAUUGCUCUUCUUCCGGGAGAGAAGAGCAGCCAAGGAAGGGAAACAAGCCCCUAAACUUCCCUUCUGCUGCUGCUGCUGCUGCUGCAGAGAGAGAGAGAGAGAGGGGCCGGCUCUGCCUUUUCCUCGCUGGCUUUUGGGAUUGUACAGACGAAGGAAGGGGAAGAGAGGAGGACUUUUGAGGCCAGAGAGAGAGAGAGAUCUGCGGAGGAAGGGAGGCCAUCGGGCCUUUGGCUCUCCCUGGCCCCUGCCUCCUUCCCCUCCUCCUCCUCCAUCCUCUCUCUCUGCCUUGGCAGAAGUUCAGCGCCGGAGGAGGCGGAGGGAGAGGCUGGCCCUUCCCCAGGAAGACUGGGAUCUUCUGCUCCUGAAGACGGACGGAGAGAGAGAGAGAGCGAGAGAGCCCUAGCCUUGGAAACGCAGCCCCAUCUGCCUCUGCUCCGUGGCUCCUUGGGUCCAGGUGAGCCGGGAUGCCUCCUCCUCCUCCUCCUCCAUCAGGAACCCUUUCAAAGACCCAGCUCUAGCUGUCUAUGAAGGCCUUUCGCCCUCCUCCUUGCUGUGCCCCCGCCGCAUUGGUUCAGCGGAGAGCCCCCCGGAGCCUCUUGGAUGCGAGACUCUGCCCCUCCGGGGCUGCCAGGAGCCAAGGGCCGGAGAGAUGCCCCCCGGGGCUGGGGCUGCUUCCGGGGCCGGAUCAUGAAGUGUCUGACUUUCUUUCUUCUGCUUCCAGAGACCUUCAAGAGCAAGUCCAAAAGGGGCCUCCUCCUCCGGGCCGGCGCCAAAGCGGGGCCGCCAUGCGAUGAGACCCUGCUGCCCCUGGCUCUCCGCAAGAAGAAGAUGGCUGCGGAACUUUACCCGGCCUCCGCCACCCUCGACGCCAGCAACGCUGCCAACGCCGCCAACGCCAACGCCAGCAAGAAGAGCGCCCUCCAGCUCCAGCAGAGCUGCCAGCCCCCGCCGCCUCUGCCGCCCCUCCAGAACCUCAACAACAACAACGUGGAGAGCGCCAACUGGCAGUCCUUCCACCCCACCCUCAGGGAGAGAAACGCCCUCAUGUUCAACAACGAACUCAUGGCCGACGUGCAUUUUAUUGUGGGCCCCGUUGGGGCAGCCAAGAAAGUUCCUGCUCAUAAGUAUGUUUUGGCGGUUGGUAGCUCGGUCUUCUACGCUAUGUUUUACGGAGAUCUUGCAGAGGUCAAAUCUGAAAUCCAUAUACCAGAUGUGGAACCUGCAGCCUUUCUGAUCUUAUUAAAGUACAUGUACAGUGAUGAAAUUGACCUGGAAGCAGACACGGUGCUUGCUACUUUGUACGCAGCCAAGAAAUACAUUGUCCCGGCCUUAGCAAAAGCUUGCGUCAAUUUUCUGGAGACGAGUUUAGAGGCCAAGAAUGCUUGCGUUCUCUUGUCUCAGAGCAGACUGUUUGAGGAGCCAGAGUUGACGCAGCGCUGCUGGGAAGUCAUUGAUGCUCAAGCUGAAAUGGCACUGAAAUCGGAGGGCUUCUGCGAAAUAGAUCAACAGACACUAGAGAUCAUUGUGACACGGGAAGCACUGAACACGAAGGAGGUCGUCGUGUUUGAGGCAGUCCUGAACUGGGCCGAGGCUGAAUGUAAGAGACAAGGGCUGCCAAUUACACCAAGGAACAAGCGGAAUGUAUUAGGAAAAGCUUUGUACUUGGUACGGAUUCCAACCAUGACUUUGGAAGAGUUUGCCAACGGAGCCGCUCAGUCUGAUAUCCUUACUCUUGAAGAACGGCACAACAUUUUCUUAUGGUAUACUGCUGCCAAUAAACCCAAGUUGGAAUUUCCACUGACAAAGAGGAAAGGACUGGUCCCUCAAAGGUGUCACCGAUUUCAAUCCUCUGCGUAUCGCAGCAAUCAAUGGAGAUACCGAGGUCGGUGUGACAGUAUCCAGUUUGCUGUAGAUAAAAGGAUAUUUAUAGCUGGACUGGGAUUGUACGGGUCAAGCUGUGGAAAAGCCGAAUACAGUGUCAAAAUCGAACUGAAGCGGCUAGGAGCUGUUCUGGCUCAGAACCUGACAAAGUUUACCUCUGAUGGAUCUAGUAACACUUUCUCAGUAUGGUUUGAGCAUCCUGUGCAGGUUGAGCAAGAUACCUUUUACAAUGUGAGUGCCAUUCUGGAUGGCAAUGAACUCAGUUAUUUUGGACAAGAGGGGAUGACUGAAGUACAAUGUGGAAAAGUGACAUUCCAGUUCCAAUGUUCCUCAGACAGCACCAAUGGCACAGGAGUACAAGGGGGACAAAUACCUGAACUCAUUUUCUAUGCAUGAUGCAUUUCACUUAGGUUGUAUUCUAGGACUGCUCUGUGGAUUAGGGAUGCUUUGAUUUGAUUACAAAGAUUCCAAAGCAGCAUGGAAUGUUACGCUACUUACUUAUCUACUUACCUUGACCAUCAGCCUAUCAAAACUAAGUGAAGGAAUGCUCUUGAAUUUAAUCUUAUUUUAUUUAUUCAUAAGCUAUUUGACUUAAUUAUUAAACUGCAACAUGCAGAAGAGGGGACAUUUUACAAAUUGCACACUGAGUGCAUUUAUUUUGUAUAUAGAUGACUAACUGACAGACUGCAAAUGACUCAAACAGAAUGUUCUAAAGUAGAGCGGUUUGAGAAUCUGUUGAAUAUAAAACAUUUUUACUUGUCCUAAA
Sceloporus undulatus (fence lizard) is the source of this 2765-nucleotide messenger RNA. RefSeq names its product BTB domain containing 6 (gene BTBD6). The transcript is spliced from 4 exons. Gene Ontology annotation, molecular function: protein binding. The coding region runs from base 719 to 2395 and encodes 558 amino acids. The record is from RefSeq and is a predicted model, not a curated record. Gene Ontology annotation, cellular component: cytosol. Gene Ontology annotation, biological process: neurogenesis. NCBI's taxonomy places the organism in Eukaryota, Metazoa, Chordata, Lepidosauria, Squamata, Phrynosomatidae.